AUGUGCGGGAACUCCCUGGGGCUGCAGCCUGCAAAGACCAAGCAGUACGUGAACGAAGAAUUGGACCGAUGGGCAAAGCUGGGGGUUCGGGGACAUUUCGAAGGGGAAGGGCGACAUUGGGCGAAGAUUGAUGACCUUCUGCAGUCACCCAUGGCCCGUGUGGUUGGAGCUCAGGACAAGGAAAUCGCCGUCAUGAACGGCCUCACUGCUAACAUCCACUUGAUGUUCGUCCCCUUCUACAGACCCACCAAGGAGCGCUACAAAGUCAUCAUGGAAGCGCAGGCGUUCCCUUCGGAUCGCUACAUCGUUGAGUCUCAGGUGCGCUUCCAUGGGUUCGAUCCCCAGGAGGCCAUAGUGCUCGUGAGGCCGCGGGAAGGGGAGCAUACACUGAGGACUAGUGACAUCCUAGACGCGAUAGGAAGAGAGGGGGCCCGGACUUGCAUGGUUUUCUUUCCUGGGGUGCAGUACUAUACUGGGCAGCUGUUUGACAUGAAGACCAUCACAGAGAAAGGCCACGAACAGGGCUGCGUGGUUGGCUUCGACCUCGCCCACGCUGUUGGCAAUGUCGAGCUUCAUCUCCAUGAAUGGGAAGUGGAUUUUGCGUGCUGGUGUACCUACAAGUACCUCAACGCUGGGCCUGGAUCGAUUGCCGGAACUUUUGUUCAUGAAAAGCAUGGAUCGAACUCGACACUUCCAAGGUUUGCUGGUUGGUGGGGCCACGAUGACUCGACGAGAUUUGAUAUGACCAAGCCGUUCAAGGCUGAAGAGGGGGCUCGAGGCUUCCAACUGUCGAAUCCUCCCAUCCUUCAGUGUGUUUCUUUGAUUGCAAGCCUCGAGAUCUUUAGCAAGUGUGGAAUGAAAGCACUGAGGUCCAAGUCUGAGAUCAUGACUGGAUACCUCCUCAUGUUGUUCAAGCAGAGGCUGCAAGGCCAUGUAACCUCCAUCACCCCCGAGAAUCCGCAAGAGCGGGGAUGUCAACUCUCGAUCAUCUUCGACAAGCCUGUUUGCGACAUGCGGGAACCAGACGUGAUCCGGUUAGCUCCGUGCCCACUCUACAACACCUUUCAUGAGGUUUACAAGGUUGUCGACAUGCUUGUCAAGCUUAACGCGAUGACUCAAGAGGAACUUGCUGCUCUCAUGAGUCCAAGUAGCUAG
This is a messenger RNA of Guillardia theta CCMP2712, 1155 nucleotides long. RefSeq lists its product as hypothetical. The record is from RefSeq and is a predicted model, not a curated record. The transcript is spliced from 12 exons. Gene Ontology annotation, biological process: NAD+ biosynthetic process. NCBI's taxonomy places the organism in Eukaryota, Cryptophyceae, Pyrenomonadales, Geminigeraceae. The coding region runs from base 1 to 1155 and encodes 384 amino acids. Gene Ontology annotation, cellular component: cytoplasm. Gene Ontology annotation, molecular function: pyridoxal phosphate binding; kynureninase activity.